This is a messenger RNA of Nannospalax galili (Upper Galilee mountains blind mole rat), 2133 nucleotides long. RefSeq names its product sepiapterin reductase. The transcript is spliced from 3 exons. Gene Ontology annotation, molecular function: sepiapterin reductase (NADP+) activity. Gene Ontology annotation, biological process: tetrahydrobiopterin biosynthetic process. Lineage: Eukaryota; Metazoa; Chordata; Mammalia; Rodentia; Spalacidae. Bases 46 to 834 code for a protein of 262 amino acids. The record is from RefSeq and is a predicted model, not a curated record.
CACCGCGCGCACUUCUGGACGCUGCGUCAGCCGCAGAGCUCCGGCAUGGAGGGUGGCGGCCUGGGCUGCGCCGUGUGCGUGCUGACCGGGGCCUCCCGGGGCUUCGGCCGGGCGCUGGCCAGGCUUCUGGCCCAGCUGCUGUCGCCAGGUUCCGUGCUGCUCCUAAGCGCUCGCAGUGACGCGGCGCUGCGGCAGCUGGAGGAGGAGCUGGGUGCGGAGCGACCCGGCCUGCGCACGGUGCGGGUCGCCGCGGACCUGGGCUCGGAGGCCGGCGUGCAGCAGCUGCUCCGCGCGGUGCGCGAACUGCCCAGGCCCGAGGGGCUGCGGCGCUUGCUGCUUAUCAACAACGCGGGCACCCUUGGGGAUGUUUCCAAAGGCUUCUUGAAUCUGAAUGACCUAGCCGAAGUGAAUAACUAUUGGGCUCUGAACUUGACCUCUAUGCUCUGCUUGACCUCCCGCACCCUGAAGGCCUUCCCCCAAAGCCCUGGCCUCAGCAGGAUUGUGGUUAACAUCUCAUCUCUCUGUGCUCUGCAGCCCUUCAAAGGCUGGGCCUUGUACUGUGCAGGGAAGGCUGCCCGGGAUAUGAUAUACCAGGUCCUGGCUGCAGAGGAGCCUGGUGUGAGGGUGUUGAGCUAUGCCCCAGGUCCCCUGGACACAGACAUGCAGCAGUUGGCUCGGGAGACCUCCGUGGACCCAGAAUUAAGGAACAGACUACAGAAGAUGAAGUCAAAGGGGGAGCUGGUGGAUUGUGGGAAAUCAGCCCAGAAACUUCUGAGCUUGCUGCAAAAGAACACAUUCCAGUCUGGAGCCCAUGUGGACUUCUAUGACAAUUAAGCCCAGGUCAUUGGCCUCCUAGCCUUUCUUCCCUAGUUUUGGGCAUAGCCCAUGUCUUGGCAAUCCUGAAAGACACAGAAAAGCCCUCAGACACAGCCAGUGGAGAGUGGCAGCUGUCAAAAGGCUUCUGUAAGAGGGAGAGAGAGCGAGCUAAUGGGUAUUGGCAUUCUCGUUCCUUUGGAGGAGAGACUGUUAGAGCCGAAGCUGAAGCACUGGAGAAAGGAGGUUGGAUCUCUUGUCUUCCAUGAGAAGAGGUGUGAUGAGAAGGCAAUACCAGUUCUACCCCAAGUGGGAUGCCCCUUCAACUUCAUGCCCUUGUUCUAACGCCUUCUCUAUUCACUGUCCCUCCCUUGACUCUAGUCUAAGUAUACCGUUAAGGCAGGUUCAAAUAAGAGUGUGGGUUGUCCUUCGUUACUGCCUGCUUCUCAUCUAGAAGGCCCAGAAGUGUCUCCCUGGUUCACUAGACUAAGGUUGUUCCUGAGACAAUUCAGUGGUGCUCUUAUUUCCUGGGGAGUUGUCACAAAGCUGUCUGCCUCCUCUCACUGAUGCCUACUCAGUGGCAAGCUCAAAUCCAGAGUCAUCCAAAUGGAUAUGCCAAGACUCAAGUGCCUUCAUAUUUCUGUUGACACUGACCUAUCUUUACUGCUAUUUCCUCAAGGGCCCUGGAGCUAUUCAUUUAGAAUCUGUCCUUGAUGCCCAAUACACAGCUGCCCUCCCCACAGCCCUCACCAGUGAGUCCUUGGAUUUCCAAUUCUACCCUUUGCCCACGUGGCUCUGAUGUGAAUGGAUCCCAGUUCCUGUCAUGAGCCCUCUUAGAAGCCUCUUGAGGCCUAUGGUCCUUAGUGAUACAACUCGGGACCAGCCAGCCUGCCUUCAAGGGACAUGGGCAAGAUUCCAAGAAGAAAGUGCUGAGAAACUCAGUCCUUCUGCCAGUCAUAAACAUGGCUGGAAGUUCUCAGUGCCACACUGGUCUGCAGCCAUUCUAAGGCCCAUGUUUAAGAGGAAGAAGCACUGUUCCCAGCUCAACCCUGCUGUUUGUGAAGGGAACCCUCAGAUUCUCCAUGUGCUCAGCAGAGGGCGCACUGAGGCUAUGCAGUUUGGAGAGGUGACACCACUUCCUGCAAGGUUCCCCGCGGCAAGGCAACUGUUCUCACCUUCCCAGCAGAGCCCUCACCCUCACUGGAGUCCAGAUAGCUGGCCUCAAACCCCUGCUCUGCCACUUACUAGCCAGUAACCCAGAGCAAGUUGCUUCUCUGUGCCUCUGAAAAAGUUGUAUAUUAAAAUCCUCCUAAAAGGUCA